Messenger RNA from Hyaloscypha bicolor E, 570 nucleotides. RefSeq lists its product as uncharacterized. The transcript has a single exon. The record is from RefSeq and is a predicted model, not a curated record. NCBI's taxonomy places the organism in Eukaryota, Fungi, Ascomycota, Leotiomycetes, Helotiales, Hyaloscyphaceae. Bases 151 to 456 code for a protein of 101 amino acids.
AUAUUUUGUCGAUGCAGAUCGGAUACGACUAAGACAGUGCCGCAGUGAAAACUUUGGGUGUUCUCGCGGUCACUAUUAUUCGCUUCUGAUCUUCUGGCAGCUUUUCAUUCUGCAACAAAAGCAUCUUUUGCGUUGCUGACCGAUCAAUAAAUGGUGUUUAUCUUCUUUCUGUUUUUCAUUCAUGAGCAUGGCGUUGCGGACGCCAAAAGCUUGCAUACUUUCACGCAUUGGUCGGCGUUCGGUAUUCAUCCUGGAUGCAUGUUCGCGCACGUCACGGAGGAUCUGCAGGUUUUCUCUCUACCAAUUGCAUGCAUUUAUGGGAGUUCGGUCACGGAUGCAAUGUUCACGCAUGGUGUGGCGGAAUUGCUUGCAAAUUUCCCGUCGAUUGCACGCACAUGCUGCGAAUACCCUGCUGCCUUUUCUUUUCUUUUCCAAAAAUGGCGAGCAUGGCGAUGAGACAUGAGAGUCAGAUAGCUGUGGCCAGAGGGGGAUGUAACUAGCUCAGCACUCUGAUAGCAAUGAAUCAAGACACAUAAAAUAAAUGUCCGAUGACCCAAACUUCAUUGAGAC